GGUGCCAUAAAAGAUAUUCCCUUGCUUGCCUCGUCUUGCUGUUACUCUGGACAAGGAUGCCAGGGUGUUCUCACUUGGGAAGGGGAAACAAAACAGCUAGGCUACGUCUACACUUCCGCCUACGUCGGCAAAACUUAUGUCGCAUAGGGGUGUGAAUAUUUCACCGACAUAAAUGUUUGUGUACAUGGUGCUAUGUCAGUGGGAGAGCUUCUCCUGCUGACAUAGCUACCGCCGCUUGGGGAGGUGGUUUUUUUAUGCCGAUGGGAGAGCUCUCUGUACUGGUACAGCUGUGACGCUGUACCGAUAGACAUGGCCCUAGAAUCCUGUUCCCCGAGCCCAGGACAUGCUGGAAAUGGAUCUUCUGUUCUAGAUGACCUGGGUGGAAACGAAUGAAGGCUUGAUGCAAAGGGCUCUGCAGUCAAUGGUGAGUCUCCCAUUGACUUUAAUGGGCUUUGGAUCAGGCUGUAAAACCCCCAUGUUCUGCGGGAACUGAAGGGAACAACCCAAGAGCCUUAGGUAGGCUACAGCACUGUUUGCCUGUUGCUGUGUCACUGCAAGCUGUCCUCUUCUCAAGCUAAGCAGGGUCAGGUAAGCUUAGUUCUUAGACGCAAUCCUCUCGGGAACCCCUCAGCAGUGCUAGCCAUUUGGUAGAUAACGUUUUCUGAGUCAGUGUGUGGUCACGGGGUUAGCACACCUCCGGGGCUGGGGGUGCUGAUUUUCACAGGAGAAAUAAAACCAAGCGGCUGGCCAUCUUUAGUCACUCAAGAUCCACUUCAGCCAUUGCCGUUUUCACAACAGUGCAAGUGCUACCCUUGGUGUCCUGCCCAAAUUCCAGCUCGAACAAUUACAUUCUGUGUAUUGAAAUUCCACCUCUAUUUUCAACUGGACACAUUGUGAUUCUUCUCUUUGUGCCCUGAAUGGUUGUGUGGUGCCAUCUGUGUUCCACCCCAGAAGUGGCUGCAUUUCAGAGUGACUAGUUUAAUCCCUCAAACCAAGAGUUUGUACAGCCCUUUAGAAUCCACAUGGACCAAAGAUGGUUAAGACACACUGGACUUUGACUCCGCACACCAGGAUUAAAAUCUUGCUUCUGCCAGAGACCCUCUAUACCUCAGUUUCCUACCUAUAAAAUCAGGAUAAUGCUCCCCUUGUUUAUUUGGAUUGUAACUGCUUUGUUAGAGCACCCCUCAACGAGAGCCCUGAUCUCAGCUGAGGCUGCUAGGUGCUACCACAAUGCAAAGGAAACAAGAAUAGAUACCAAGAUCGUUCUCCACUCCCAUCUGGAGAAGGGAAGGAGGUGGGUUUUAAUUCCCAGGUCGAACAUGGAAGGGAACAACGCUGCAAUUUCUUCAAUGAAGCAGUCGCAGAAGAAGACCGCUGCUCACCCAGGAGCUAUCACUGAAGCAUUGUGGCAGUGACUAAGCCAGAAACUGCAAAGCCAAGGCUGCCGCUUGCGGCUCUUGGGGGUUCUGCUAUUUCACAGGUGCAUGAGCUGAGCACAGAGUUUCAGCUUUUACCUCUGUGUUUCCUGACACAUGAUUCUUGGUGUCACCACGCGGAACAAUCCCCCUCCCACUGAAUCUCCACCCCCUCCUGCCCCAGUUGUAUGUGAAUAAUUGGUCACUCUUCCCCUUUAAAAACCUAUCUAGAAAUUAACAAAGGGAAAACCUUAUUAGGGUAGAUCCAGUCUUUAUCGCCAUAUAGUACAGUGCUUAUACUUACAGAUCAUCAGGAUGGGUUGUCAUUAAGACUGGAUGUGGAGACAGAAGAUCCAGGUUCACUCCCCAGCUCUGCCACCCACAGAUCCUGUGACCUUGGGCACAUCACUUCACCUGCCUGUACCUUAGCUCCCCAUCAGUAAAUGGGGGUAACGCUUUCUGCUUAGCUAAGCUCAUUGAGCUCUAAAGAGGAAAAGUGCUAUAUAAGAGCUACAUAUUAUUAUUGUGCUAGGCACUCUGCAAACACACAGGGCUUGUCUUCACUAUGGAAAAAGGUUUGUCCUUCACUCAAGUUAGCUAGUGCAAGGUAGAAGCCUAGUGACGAGAAGGCAGAUGCUACGUCUCACAGACAUUUGCAGGUCAAGUUGAAGACCAGGCUCCCCUGGGGUCGGAUUUGAGUUAAGAACAUACCUUUCCCCCCUAUGCCCCACCACAGUGAAGACAUGGUCUCUCUGCACCUCGGAGCUUACAAUCUAAGGACACAAAAGACACCAAGGCACAGCAGAUGGAGUGGUUUCUCUAAGAUGACAGAGACCAGAAUCCAGGUCUUCCAAGUCCUGGUCUCUCCAAAGGGCAACAUGGCUCAAGAUCUCACAGAAAAAGAACUGCUGAAGAUGGAACUUGACCAGCUAAAAAAGGAAGUGAAGAAUGAAAGGGAAAUGGUCUCCAAGACGGGCAAAGAGCUCAAGGAGUAUAUAGAAUCCAUGGCAGCAGAGGACCCUCUUUUGAAAGGUGUUCCUGAGGAUAAGAACCCUUUUAAGGAGAAGGGAGGCUGUAUAAUUAGUUGAUCCCCACCACUCACAAACUUCGGACCCUUUCCUCCUACAAAACGAAGACUGUGAGAAUUUUGCUUACCACUGUAGCGUGAUCUUUCCAUUGGGUGGGGCAGCCCUUUUGAAAUGCAGUACAUUUAUGGGACGAAAAAAAGGGAUAUUUGAGACGUACCUAAAUUUAGCAGCAAGAAGGCAGCCUUCUUCUCUAGGCCCUCACAGCUGAUUUCCAUUUAAUUUAAUAGACAUACACAUUUGUUGAACUCGCUGCACUUCUAUCAAUCAACACUUAAAUCAGGCAUUAAGAAAACCUUGGGACUAUAAAGCUUAACUUCAGACUUGACCUCUCUAGCACAAGGUGGAAGCCAAUUCCACUUGACUUGUUGGGUGACUGUGAGCAAGUCACUUAACCUCUGUGACAGAGUUUCCCCACCUGUAAAAUAGGGAUAAUAAUGCUUGCUCGCCUUUGGCAAAGCACGUAGAGAUCUAAGUUUCAAUGGUGCUAAGUAUUAUUAUAACUAUCACGCCCAAGGAUUUUAGGGGAACUGAUAAAUUGACAUAUUUACUCUGUCCACGUUCCAGGCUACCAGUUACUUGGAUGUUGCUCCUUUAUUAAUUACAUUAUUUGGGGAGAGACCCUCCCACCCCCUACCUCGUCUGCCCCCAGCAAUGCGCUCAGAUCACUACGCAAGAACAAAUAUUUAAUACAGAUGUAAUUUAACCAUUUAAAACACAAACACUCUCUUAGAAUACAAAUUGAGUCUGGUGUGGGGUAUGCAGAAGAGGAAGAUAAUAAGGAGCCAAUAGUAAGCAUUGAUGGGGAAAGGCACCACAAAGAAAUGUUUGCAGGCUCCAUCUGCUCAAACCUAGCCUGGGGUGAUAGUGAGAGUUAUUCCUCAGAUUGCAGUUCCAUGGCUUGGGUGGUAUUAGCGGAUGGAUCUCAGUCAAAUCCCCAGUGGUCAAGUACCCCUAAGCUGCCCCACAUUUAGCACUAACUUGCUAACAGGCUCAGCACUAAAUGAGCUAUAGUGUGAGACUGAGCCUCCUACAACAGAUUUGAGGCAUUGGCAGGGCAGCAUGAGGCACUCACCUUGCCACCUCCCGUGCUGUUACCCGUCCAACAGAUGAAGUGUAUCCGUCUGCAACCACCAAGACUGAAAUGUUCCAAGAGCCGAUGUGGUUAUGGGUGUCUUCAUUUUCUGGGGAGCCCUCCCCCCCAAAAAAUGAUUUGUGCAGUAACCUAAAUCAACAGAAAAAAAUGUAUAUUGAAAAUAAGACAGCGAGGAAUCCAAGCUUCCUGAGGCAGAACUGUCUACACCACUACCACUUCCCCUUUGAGUGAGACGUGUGGCCAAGACCACGACUCAGACCCCUGCUGCAUCCUGUGAUUUCUCUGUAAUAGUGUAUUUGAUAUUAAAGGAUAUGAAACACUUUACUUCAGAGGUACAAAAGAUAUGUUUGAAGCAGGCACGUAUCAGUGUAAGAUUUAGUAGCGUUAAAGACAAUAAAGGCUUUUUCAGUGAA
This is a messenger RNA of Caretta caretta (loggerhead turtle), 4009 nucleotides long. RefSeq names its product G protein subunit gamma transducin 2 (gene GNGT2). Gene Ontology annotation, biological process: G protein-coupled receptor signaling pathway. Gene Ontology annotation, cellular component: heterotrimeric G-protein complex. Gene Ontology annotation, molecular function: G-protein beta-subunit binding. NCBI's taxonomy places the organism in Eukaryota, Metazoa, Chordata, Testudines, Cheloniidae. The record is from RefSeq and is a predicted model, not a curated record.